AUGAAGAGAAUUAAUCAGAUAUUUUGCGAAAACAUUAAAAUUUAAUAAAAAGUGAUAUCUCUUUAUUUGACUUCCAAGAAUUUACAACUAAUAUUUCAACCAUUAAUAAUUACAUAUACUAUUUCCAAGUCAUCUUAUCCUGAGAAUGAACAAGAAUUUUAGAAUACUUUGAGAAUUAUUCUCGAUGAUGGUACUUUUGUUCAAAAGUUUUUGUCUGUAUAAAAUAUAAUAAGAUAUUUGAUUCUAGAAUAACAUUUUACUAUUAAUUGACAAUAUAAUUGAAGGAUGCAUUAAGAGAUCAUCAACCUAAAAAUACAGAGAAAAUAAUACUAAAAUUAUUUUUGGAAUUAAUAGAUAUUUAUGAUUAAGAGAAAACAGAAAUAUUGAUUGAAAAAUAAGUAGAAACAUAAAAUCCUAAAAUGAAAAUUGAAGAACUUAUAAAGAAAGAGUUUUCAGACCUUAUUAAUAUUUGCAAGUCAAAUGUGAGCAAUAUUAUUUAGCAACAUAAUUAUUUAUUUUUGAAAUAAUAUUCAGAUUUUAUUUUGAUUAUUAAGUAAAUUUUUUCUUACCUUUGUAGAAUGCUGAAAUUAGUGAAAAGAAGCGAUAGUAUUUUACUGUGUUGAAAAGUAAUUUUAAUGUAAAAUUGAAUAAAAAUUCAUCUGAUUUGAACAAUUUUUCAUUUUUGACUUUAUUCUCCAGUCGAAUCUAAAUUAACAUGAAAUUAAUAUUUUGA
Messenger RNA from Paramecium sonneborni, 733 nucleotides. Lineage: Eukaryota; Ciliophora; Oligohymenophorea; Peniculida; Parameciidae. The record is from the annotation of a GenBank genome assembly.